Messenger RNA from Beta vulgaris subsp. vulgaris (sugar beet), 925 nucleotides. RefSeq lists its product as uncharacterized. The transcript is spliced from 6 exons. Gene Ontology annotation, biological process: protein ubiquitination; positive regulation of protein catabolic process. Bases 114 to 728 code for a protein of 204 amino acids. Gene Ontology annotation, molecular function: protein binding. The record is from RefSeq and is a predicted model, not a curated record. Lineage: Eukaryota; Viridiplantae; Streptophyta; Magnoliopsida; Caryophyllales; Amaranthaceae.
GGCCCAACAACUUAGUUUUUAGAACGCAACCUCGGGCAAGACUGGACCUAAGGCGACACUCGACAAUUGAGAGUUGAGAGUUGACGAAGAAUUUGUUUUAGAGAGAAAAAAAAAUGGCAGUUCCAGGGCGCAGAAACGGGAUGAUGGAAGACGAAGACAACGACGUUGAAGAAGGUCUUUUCGAAGAAGAUGGUCUUGUCGUUGACGCAGACACUCCUCCUCAUCUUCGCAACCUCGCCGUCGCCUCUCAGUCCGGCGACCUCCCUGCUCUUCGCCUUGCUCUCGAUAACUUGGAUGGCAGCAUUGAUGAGCCGGUUGAAGAUGGAGAUACUGCUCUCCACCUUACCUGUUUGUAUGGUCAUUUGCCUUGUGUUCAGCUUCUUUUGGAAAGAGGAGCUUCCGUUGAGGCCAAAGAUGAAGAUGGAGCAAUUCCUUUGCAUGAUGCUUGUGCUGGGGGAUAUACUGAGAUAGUUCAACUUCUAAUUAGUAGAGCCUCUGAUCCAGAGUGUCUGAGAAGAAUGCUUGACACAAUGGAUGUCGAAGGUGACACUCCCCUUCAUCAUGCAGCGCGAGGUGAACAUUUGGAUGUAAUAAGAUUGCUGCUGGCUCAUGGAGCUUCUCUUUCUAAGAAGAACUUAUAUGAUAAAAUUCCAGCUGAACUAGCUGAACCAGAGACAGAAGCUAGGAGAUUUCUUGAAGCUGCAGCAAAUGCUAUAGCCUGCCAGUGAUCGCUGAUGAGUCCUUUGGAUUAGUAGUAACAUCUUGGUUUCGUUCCUUGUGUACUAGACAUGCUAGUUUGCUUAGUCACCCAACUAGAGCAGUCCGUAUAUUUUGGCGGAAUUUUUCGAAUGCGGUAUUUUUAGCAACAAGACAAUAGCAGAUCUUUUUGUUAUUGUCUAUGCCAAGAAAGAUUCCCAUUUUUCUA